AUAAUUGUUCGGAUUGUAUUUGGCACGACUGAUAUUGUUGGGGUUGAAAUUGGCAUUUUCCCUCUAAAACACCAACAAAAUUAAACGUAUAUGUUUGUAGCGCGUAAAGACCAACAUGUUUUAUAGAAAUGUUGUAAUUACAGAUUUUGUGUUUUUUUUUUUUGUCUUUUCUUUGUCGUAACCAAUUGGUGAUGAUCAUGCAUCAAAUCUUUCUGAUAUUUUAAUCAUGUUGGACUACUUUAUAUAUAUACUUUAGAAAUUGGAUACUCCACGUUUUCAAUGGAUUAGUUUAGUAUACAAACUAAUGGACAACGGGGUUUUAACUCUUUCUUGUGUAGUUUAACUCUUUUACUUUCUUCAUCAUAUCAUAUUAAGUGACGAGUUAUAAAGAUUUGUUGUAUCAUAUGUUAGAUGAUGUUUUCAAGUUUAAAACAUUGGUUAAUUUUAGUUAUUUGCACAAUUAUAUGAUACCUUCUAUUUUAUUAUUGGGUCCAUUGUGAUUCCGUAAACAACAAUGAUGUUUUGAAUUUUAAAAACUAAAAAGUAAAUGAUUUCAUGAUAUGAAGGAAUAUAUAUAUGAACUAUUGGUGAAAUAUAGUUGUAUCAACAUCGAUCACAUAUAUUAUUCGUUCAUCCAGCACAACCAGCAUAUUCUCCAAAAAAUCAAGCGAAAUACAACUAUACAAGCAUACUAUUUUUAUCCUCAUGGUACACAAACCGAGCAUAAUCUUUUUAUCUAGAUCCACUCCGAGCCGGGUCAGAUGGUACGGGUUGACCCGUUUACCCAUAAGGAAUAAAUGGUCACAAAAGUCAACAAAAAGGUUGGCGGUAGGAGGAAGGGGUUUCAACUGUAAAUUCACAAAAAGCGUUGACGAACCACAAAAUAACACGGUGAACAGUCACUAUCUUAUGCCUCCACACUUCCACUUGCUUGGCAAUGAUGUGACGUACGUGGCACCACGCUUUGCACACCUCAUCUCCACUUCCACCAUCGCCAUUUACUGUGACACGUGUUCUCAUCUCCUUGGUUUGCGUCUGAAUCUUUUUCAUCUCCGCAGACAUUUUUCCACCAGUAAUUAGGAAAAGUUGAAAGUAAACGUAUAAAUUGAUAAGAGAUUUGAGAGAAGUAAACAUCAGUUUGGAUAAACUCAACAAAACACUCGCUUGUCGUUUCUUUAUAAAUACAUACCACGGACACAACACGAACCUGGUAACACAGAGAUUAUUAAGAUUACUUCUUAAAUAAAAUAAAAACAAAGCUUUGACAAAGGAUAAGAGUAAGAGAGAGAUGAGUUGUGUAGUUCGUCUUGUUGUGAUUCUUCUCUUGACGCUUACAGUUACAUCUUCAGCUCGUAGUUCUGUCACCGUUUCAGGUAUUGGGAUGAUUGGAACUGAAAGGAGGUCGUUGAUGGUGAGUGUUGAGGAUUACGGUGACCCGUCUGCAAAUCCAAAACACAAUCCCGGCGUUCCUCCGGCAACGACCGCCCAACGCAGCCCCAGCAGAGGCUGACCUAACGUUAGUAAAACCCACAUGGGAAGAAGAAAUGAAAUUCUCAGUUUUACAUGUUCAGUUUUAUCUGAGAUGAAACCAAACUCUCAGUUUCUACAAAUUUCUCCAAUCUGUAUAUUUGAUAUAUACGUUUCUCCUAAUUUCUAAUAUCUUUUGUUUCCUUUA
Molecule: messenger RNA, 1675 nt
Organism: Brassica rapa (field mustard)
Lineage: Eukaryota; Viridiplantae; Streptophyta; Magnoliopsida; Brassicales; Brassicaceae
Product: protein PSY1
Source: RefSeq, a predicted model, not a curated record